AUGGCAGACCGGAGGGAAGGUCUUGAAGAUGCACCAACAUGGGCUGUAUCGGUAUUCGCUUUGUUUAUCUUCAUCUUGUCCUUCAUAAUCGACGAUGGUAUUCAUCGUCUAACGAAGUUUCUUAAAGGCAGGAGAAGAAAAUCCCUGAAUAGGGCUUUGAAGAAGUUCAAAACAGAAAUGAUGCAACUAGGUUUCAUAUCACUGCUUCUUACUCUGUCGGAAGUACCGAUAUCGAAUAUCUGUGUCUCUCAAGUUCUGGCCAUUUCUUUCCUUCCCUGUAAAUAUCCCCCGGACUCACCUAAUGUCUCAUCAGCCACACAACUUCCAGCUUCAAAUACCAGCUCUUCUAAGGAAGUCGCAACAAAAGAUUACUGUGAGGCAAAGGGGUUGGUUUCUCUAGUGUCAAGGGAAGGAAUCCUGCAGCUAAACAUCCUUAUAUCCGUCUUGGCAGUGUUUCAUGUUCUCUACUGCAUUUUAACUAUGUUUCUUGGGAUGGCCAAGAUGAGAAAAUGGAAUAAAUGGGAGGAAGAAACUCGGACAUUAAGUUAUCAGAUUCUCAAUGAUCCAAGGAGGUUCCAGCACACCAACCAAACUCCUUUUGUGAAACGACAUUUAAAGAUCUGGACUAAACACCCUUUGCUGCUAUGGCCUGUUUGUUUUGCUCGGCAGUUUGGUGGAUCAAUCUCAAAAGUAGAUUACAUGACUCUGCGAAAUGGGUUCAUUGCGGCCAACAUCAAAGAAGGUAGCAGUUUCAAUUUCCUGAACUUCCUCUCUAGAGCCUUUGAUGACGAUUUUGAGCAAGUGGUUGGAAUCAAGUUUUGGGUUUGGAUUUCUUCAAUUCUUUUCAUUCUUUUCAAUGCGCAUGUGUUCUACAACUAUUAUUGGUUACCAUUCAUUCCCUUACUGAUUGUUCUCCUCGUGGGAACAAAGCUGCAAGUUGUGAUAACUAAAAUGUGCGCGGAGAGUUGUAAGGAGAAUCCUGUGAUUCGAGGAAGCUUUGUGGUAAAACUCAACGAUGAUUUAUUCUGGUUUGGUAAACCUAAUUGGCUUCUUCAUCUCCUACAAUUUGUCCUAAUCCAGAACUCGUUUCAGCUGGCAUUCUUGACCUGGAGUUGGAUUGAAUAUGGCCACAAUUCAUGCUUCAAUCGAAGAACAAAAGAUGUUAUCAUAAAGAUCGCUAUGGGAAUUGUUGUGCAGUUGAUUUGUGGUUACGUAACCCUUCCUCUUUACGCAUUGGUUACCCAGAUGGGGUCUGGCAUGAAGAAAGCGGUAUUUACUGAGCUUGUAGUUGAUGGCCUAAAAAACUGGCACAAGAAUGCAAGACGAAGACUAUCGAAGAAUGGAUCCACUACUUCAAGGAAAUCAUCAAAUUCUGCACAAUUAUAUUCAACUGAUGAUGCCUCAGUUACAGACAGUGAAUGUAGCUACAAAAAUCCUAAACCUACCAUAGUGAGAAGCUCUUCUUCUACCUCCGAAAUAAUUCAAGAUCAAGUUCCACCUGGUUUAACUUCCUACACUGAAUGUAGCUAUAAAACUCCUAAGCCCACCAUAACAAGAAGUUCUUCUACCUCCGAAAUAAUUGAAGAGCAAGCUCCAACCGAUUUAACCACGAAGUCGGAAACAACAAGUUUACCAACUAGAGAAAUCACCAGAGAGGAAGAGAAUCCCAAUAUCAUGAACAAGGUACUCUAUGACGGUGAGAUCUCAUUUGGGAGCAGUUGGAAAUUAAAGCUGGAGAGCGUGAGCAAGAGAAUGAAGUGGGGAAAUCACUUCAAUAAUUGA
This is a messenger RNA of Fragaria vesca subsp. vesca, 1782 nucleotides long. RefSeq names its product MLO-like protein 12-like. Gene Ontology annotation, biological process: defense response. NCBI's taxonomy places the organism in Eukaryota, Viridiplantae, Streptophyta, Magnoliopsida, Rosales, Rosaceae. The transcript is spliced from 14 exons. Bases 1 to 1782 code for a protein of 593 amino acids. The record is from RefSeq and is a predicted model, not a curated record. Gene Ontology annotation, cellular component: membrane.